Macrosiphum euphorbiae (potato aphid) is the source of this 546-nucleotide messenger RNA. NCBI's taxonomy places the organism in Eukaryota, Metazoa, Arthropoda, Insecta, Hemiptera, Aphididae. The record is from the annotation of a GenBank genome assembly.
AUGUCUGCCGACAAGGAAACGGUCCUCAGGCCGCACAAAAACAGUAGCCGGCGGCAGACGUUUGAGAUGCCAGGUGGCGAAGGUGAGCGUGCCCGGCAGUCGACCACUCACGAGACUUACCAGCCGCCUAAGACUGUCGCCGAAAAACCACUAGACGAUAAAGAGAGAAAAAGAAAAGAAUUUGAAGAAUAUUUGUGGAAAACAAUGACUGAAAAAGUAAUGAACGACUUGGAAGCUAAAUCAAAAACAUUCUAUGAUCAAAAUGGACAAUUUGAAACUACGUACAACAGUACAUUUAAAAUUAAAGGGUUCAAACCAAAAGAAAUUGGAGAACAGUUGGACGAAGAACUAUGUGCCAAGUAUCCAUUGUACAACACAAACGGUAUGUCUGUGCCGGUUAAUCGGUACGAGUACGAUAAAGCUAAGCAACCCAUUCACAAGCCUUUGGUACAUCUAUUCAAAAAGGAUAGUCGGUUCACCAGUCGAAUGAGCAACCCCAACGAUUAUCACGCUCCAGUUGAUCCAGAACAUUUUGCUUUUGUUUAA